Messenger RNA from Trichoderma aggressivum f. europaeum, 318 nucleotides. RefSeq lists its product as uncharacterized. The coding region runs from base 1 to 318 and encodes 105 amino acids. The record is from RefSeq and is a predicted model, not a curated record. NCBI's taxonomy places the organism in Eukaryota, Fungi, Ascomycota, Sordariomycetes, Hypocreales, Hypocreaceae. The transcript has 3 exons.
AUGGAUGCCAAUGGAACCAAGACUCGUAAGGAAUCCGUAGGCGCUGAAAUCAGGGGAACAGACGGGUGGCCCGCGAACAAUGGGCUGAGCCAAAAAGGUGCCGAGCUCCUCUCCACGAUUCAAGUCGGGAUGCUAGCAUUUGUCCAGCUGGCCCAGGGUGUCCCUCCGGUUGUCCUCCUGGGCGUGGAGACCCUGGGACCCCCGUUUGCCACACUACUUGAGCGGAAGCCGGACGGUGUGUCCACGUAUGGAGGACACCAACACCCCUUGAUCCACGCUGCUACGCCAUUGAAACUUGCCAAAAUAACAACGCAGUAG